Messenger RNA from Candidula unifasciata, 1944 nucleotides. NCBI's taxonomy places the organism in Eukaryota, Metazoa, Mollusca, Gastropoda, Stylommatophora, Geomitridae. The record is from the annotation of a GenBank genome assembly.
AUGGCGUGCCUGUACAUGUACCUUUCUUUGGGCGUGGCCAUGUUUGCUUCCGGUACGAAAGCGGCGGAUGUGCCUUGCCCGAGCAGAUGUCGAUCUUGUGAGAACCAGGUGGCCGAGUGUGCCAAACGCAGCUUAACCGCACCUCCCACGAGGUACCCUCAAGGAACAAAGAUCAUUAACCUUGAAGGGAAUCACAUCCGGGUCAUAGCAGAAAAGACCUUUGGUGACCUUCCUUCCGUGGAAGUUCUGAAGAUGAGUGGGAACAAGAUCGUGGCCUUGAGAAAUGAUGCCUUCAGUGCCUUUCCAAAUCUGAUCAGCUUGGACCUUGUCGACAACAGAAUCUCAAAGAUAAGCAGACGAGCUUUCAAAGACCUGGACAAACUUCGGACGCUGUCAAUAAACAAAAACAAAAUUGAAACACUCGAGGGAAUUCUACAGUAUAUCCCCAACCUAUUUCAGCUCAACGUGGCUAAUAAUAGAAUAAUCACCAUUGGUCAAAACGAUCUGACCCCGCUGUCACGUGUCCAUUACCUGGAUUUCAGGGAUAACUUGGUAUCCAAUAUCCACCCUGAGGCUUUUAAACACCUGGAUAAUUUAAGGUACCUGUUUCUAAACAACAACCCCUUGGUGGUGACCCCCGUGUUCCAGUUUGGCAGCCAGGUGCUUCAGUUGGUAGACCUCUCACACUGUGACCUGAAGGGAGUGCCGGGUCCUUUCCCUGCCUCCGUGACUGACCUUAGACUGGGCAAUAAUAAGAUCAUGCAGGUCCUAGGCUCUGAUCUGCUCAACAUCACAGACCUCCAGUUACUGACUCUGAAUGACAAUGAGCUCCACUUUUUAGCAGACGGCAGCCUGACCCACCUGACCCAACUUCAAGAGGUGUGGCUAAGACACAACAACCUGGUCUACAUUCCCCGGAACUUGCCAGACAAUGUCCGCAAGAUCCACGUUGACUCCAACAACAUCCAACAGAUAGAGGUGGGUCUCUUCAGCAACAUGUCCCACCUUGACUACCUGACAGUAGAGAACAACCAGAUCAACGGCAUCCAACCUAACACUUUCACCGGGCUUCGCUUCUUGAACACAAUCAAUUUUCAGGGAAACCAAAUCCGGAGCUUGGAGACGGACACUUUCGUGGAUUUGGGAAGCUUGAGUACGAUUCUGUUGUCAAAUAAUCCUUUGAAAAGAAUCCAGGAUGGGGCUUUUAAGAAUCUUGGGAACUUAACACAGUUAUUUCUGUGCUACAUUGACGAAGAUGAUUUCAAGCUGGAGGGAAAUUUCCUUCAGGAAAUGCUGCGCCUGGAGACUCUGCAAAUGAUCAACAGUCCUGGACUGGUUGAGGACUUCAUGGUGAUGAUAAAUGAUUCAGCGUUCACUCCAGUUCCUCUAGAGAAACUGACCCAGUUAGAUCUAAGUUACAACAACCUUCAUUGGGUGAGUCCCCGGAUUAAAGAGAUGUUUCCCAAUCUGUUGUCAAUGCCCUUAGACGGAAACCCGUUGAGAUGUUCCAAGCAGCUAAAGUGGUUGAGGGAUUGGAUGGUGUCCAGUGAAGUAUCUUUUCACAACCAUAACGAGAUUGUAUGCGAGACGCCAGCGAGGCUGAAGAAUCGAGCGAUAAGAAGCAUCCAAGAUCACGAAUGGGCAGACGAGAAAGAAGCGGAAACUGCGCCUGCUGACGUAGCCAAUAGCGGAAAAGAGAACGCAACGCUGAAAAAUAAACAAGGAGAAGCUAAUACAGAAGAAGAAGUUCAAAGAGAUGCAACAGAAACCAGAACAAAGAAAGUUCAAAAUCUGCAAGGAAUGGCCAAAAGAUCUAGAGAUGAAAAAGAUCAAGGUAAAAUCAAAGGGAAAGGUCGCAAGGGAAAGAAGCGAGGAAAUGAUAGCAAGGGAGAUAAGAAAGAGAGAGGGAAAACAGCGAAAGGAAAGAAAAACAGCGAAGGUUAA